Messenger RNA from Fibroporia radiculosa, 750 nucleotides. RefSeq lists its product as uncharacterized. Gene Ontology annotation, cellular component: precatalytic spliceosome. The transcript is spliced from 6 exons. The coding region runs from base 1 to 750 and encodes 249 amino acids. Lineage: Eukaryota; Fungi; Basidiomycota; Agaricomycetes; Polyporales; Fibroporiaceae. The record is from RefSeq and is a predicted model, not a curated record.
AUGGCCAACACCACUGUCCGCGGCGCACAAGCCAUUCACGGCCAGAAUCCGCAGUUUCUAGUCGAGACCGUCAUCCGCAACCGUAUAUAUGAGUCGCCUUAUUGGAAAGAGCACUGUUUCGCUCUUACAGGCAUGCAUAUACUCAUGUAUGCACGAAAUACACGAGAUGGGCUUAUGAAUGAAUUCCCAGCCGAAACUCUUAUUGACAAAGCCUUAGAGCUGAAUAGUAUUGGCGGCGUGUAUGGCAAUCAAAAGCCGACGGAGUUCUUAUGUCUACUUCUAAAAUUGCUCCAGAUCCAGCCAGAGAAGGAAAUUUUGCUUGAAUAUUUACGAGCAGAUGAGUUCAAAUACAUGCGAGCACUAGCUGCCAUUUAUAUCCGCAUGACAUUCACAUCCAUCGAUGUCUAUGAAAUACUGGAGCCUCUGUUAAAGGACUAUAGGAAAUUGCGAUAUCGUGGCAUGAACGGAUAUUCACUGACCCAUAUGGACGAGUUUGUGGAUAAUCUAUUAAUUGACGAACGAGUCUGCGACAUUAUUCUCCCCCGUCUCACGAAACGAGACGUGCUUGAAGAUAAUCAGGAUAUCGGGCCGCGCAAAAGUCGGCUCUUGGAUGCCAUGGAGGGCAGGAGUGAACAAGCAGGAGCCGAAGCGGGUCUAACAGUCGUCCCCAUCACCCGUUGGAUCUGGAUUCGUCUCGCGAACUCCCUCCAGAUCACGGUCAGGUUCGAAUUCUCCCUAUCAUUCACGUAG